AUGGAAUAUGUGACGACAGACUAUGUCUGCGAUGCCAUGCUACAUAUUGCUUCCAACAACAACCAAAACCUGGAUAACUCGUUUAGCCUUUUGGCUCCGCAUUCUUCUGAUUCGGUGAAAUUGGAAAAGACAGUUGAGGUCAUCAAUAAUGCUGGGCAUCCUGUGCAGAGAAUCCCAUACUGGGACUGGGUGAAGAGGCUCCAUGACCCUAAGAAUAAAGAUACCCCUCUGAUUCCUUUGAUGCCUCUUUUGCAAGAGAAAGUCUGGGGUAAGCUGACGAGAUUUGAGACGAGUCGGGAUACGCCUCAUUAUGAUGCUCCUAAGGCUGUAGCUGCUCUUGCAGACGCUCCAAAUAUCAGAUAUGUUCCCUUCACUCCUGUUAAAAAGUAUAAUCACGCAAAGCGGUACCUAGGUGAUGGAUCGAGUGGUGGUGGUGGUGGUGGUGGUGGCGCGGCCGACCGUGCCUCUCAAAAAUAA
Molecule: messenger RNA, 477 nt
Organism: Penicillium waksmanii
Lineage: Eukaryota; Fungi; Ascomycota; Eurotiomycetes; Eurotiales; Aspergillaceae
Exons: 2
Coding region: 1-477 (158 amino acids)
Source: RefSeq, a predicted model, not a curated record